GUGACGCCCUGCAAAAUGGUUCUACUCCGUGCCUGAUGCUCGCGCUGAGGCAGGAACCCAUCCUCUCUUUCUGGCCCUUUGGUUUCCCGGACAGUGCUGUGGCGCUUCCCCUCUCUCCCAGGCUGCCACCCUGGAAGAAGGCAGCAGGCGCUGUUCUGCCCUGCCACGAGCUCCGCUCUUUAGUUGAAGCCGCGUCCCUUCGAUGCCUACUGUUAGCUGGCUGGGAUGGCAAACGCCUUCGCGUUGCAGUUGUCAAGCUUGCAAAGCAGGGCUUGCUGCCUGAACCUGGAGAGCAGGUGGCCGUGCGCUCGGAGGUGCCACUCGCGUCCAGUGGCUGCAUCUCGCCAGAUGCUAUGCAUGUGGAUGCUUCGGGCCAGCUGUGGCUGGCUGAGGCUGAAGCCUUGGCCGCCUGGCAUCUGCCCUCAGGCACGUUCCUUGGCCGAUGGCGCCCUUCAUGGCCCGGGCUGAGGCCUUCUGCUCUCUGCACGCAUGGUGAACGGCUGCUUGUUGCUGGUGGUACAGGACUCGCGAGAUCAGAGACUUUUGGACGGCCUAUCUUGCUAAGCUUCAGACCAAAUCUGACGGAAAGCCAAAGUGCUCCCAAGCCACUGCAGGCAUAG
Messenger RNA from Symbiodinium pilosum, 620 nucleotides. NCBI's taxonomy places the organism in Eukaryota, Dinophyceae, Suessiales, Symbiodiniaceae. The record is from the annotation of a GenBank genome assembly.